Esox lucius (northern pike) is the source of this 1476-nucleotide messenger RNA. RefSeq names its product integumentary mucin C.1-like. The transcript is spliced from 9 exons. Bases 128 to 586 code for a protein of 152 amino acids. The record is from RefSeq and is a predicted model, not a curated record. Lineage: Eukaryota; Metazoa; Chordata; Actinopteri; Esociformes; Esocidae.
UUUCCUCCUAUCUAAAAAUGUAUUCACUCUUUCAGUCUUUGUUUUAAGGAAUUCUUAACUUGUGAAUCUCAAGACUAUAUUCCUGUCGUAUCCAGUUUAAAGAAACCAGAGAUUAGUGUCAGUCAUAAUGAGAAGGAUGUCAUCAUCUCCUGUGAGAUUCCUGGACCUGCUGUUCACAGUGACUGAAGAUGACCUGAUCAGACAUCUACAGUCAGUAGGGAGUCAGGAGGUGAGCUGUGACUACAGAGUGAGUUCAGGACCAAACUCUCUCUCUCCACGUAGUGACGGGUACAUUAUAACAAAUUUGAUAGCUAGUGCUACUUUGAUCCCCAAAACAACAUUGAGACCAACUACCAGUUCAACCACUUCUUUGACCCCCACAGCAACAACAUCAGGUUCAACCACUUAUUUGACCCCCACGGCAACAACAUCAGGUUCAACCACUUCUUUGACCCCCACGGCAACAACAUCAGGUUCAACCACUUCUUUGACCCCCACAGCAACAACAUCAGGUUCAACCACUUCUUUGACCCACACGGCAACAACAUCAGGUGUGUUGGCUACUGCGAUUUCUAGGCCAGCAUAAACAUGUACCCAGAGGUGUGCUCAAAGAGUCAGAUUUCUGACAACAAAACUGUGCCUAAUUAUGCUGGUCCUACGGUAAUUGAUGUCCUGGAAACUUACAUUGGACUUCACAAUGGUCCCCCAAAGAACAUUUCAUGGACUCAUUACUUUAAAAUCAAUACAGAGGUAGCUAGUGAUUUUUCACUCUCUUAUAAAAUGGUAUGAUUCUUAAAUACAUCAGCUCAGUAAACAUCCACAAUAAACAUCAAAUAAUAUCCAGAAAAAUCUAUGCGCCCCGUUCUGGAGAGGAAAGUGGUCUGCCACACUUGAACUUGCCCCUUUCUGCGUUUGUGAGAGAAGAGAAGGGCCAACAGAAGCCUGAAACCUUCGCAAGGUCAUGGGAUUCAUCCGGGGCCCCAGUUUCUUCUGGUGUCUUUUGUGGCGGUUUCAUGCAUUGAUGACUGCCAAUGUGACAGUGUGCCACCAAAUGUACAUAUACUGUCUUCGGAUUUGAAGCUGGUCUUGUGAAGUGCACACAGCAUAUCAAGGAGGUCUUGUUCAAAGUUGAAAGUUUAUCAAAUGCACCGAAUAAAACAGUGUCAUCCAGCACAAUGAAAUUUUUGUGACAUGACACACAACAUCUACAUAGUAAGAAUCAAGAAAUAUAUAAGGCAAAAAUAUAGCAACACCAAUAUAGUCAACAUGAACUUUUACGUUUUACGUUUCAACAACGGCUGUCAUUUUAUCAGACAAAAACAAUGUGAACUCCUAACACUUGACUAUUCUUAUGUAUUGAUGCUGCUUUCUAAAAAGAAAAGGUUCUCAAAUAAUACUUUAAUUUGAAACUCUGGUGGAAGUCCUAUACAGUUGUGCUCAAAAGUUUGCAUACCUAUGGAGAAUUGGUACUAUACA